Molecule: messenger RNA, 1040 nt
Organism: Amoebophrya sp. A25
Lineage: Eukaryota; Dinophyceae; Syndiniales; Amoebophryaceae
Source: the annotation of a GenBank genome assembly
AUGACGAAACGACCAACGACAAGGAAAAGUACCAAAGUUAGACUCCAAGUGAGUGCCGGGAGGGGCGAUAAGAAGCAGAUGUGGACAACGCUGGAAGAUGACUUGUUUCGUUACUCGGACAACAAUGAUCGCGUAACAUUAGAAGGCCUCAAGUUUCAUCUAAAUCGUGGCAACUACGCAGUGCGAACUCUCAACGCAGUCCUCAAGGAAGUCGUAUUUGGGGUGCAGACGACUGCAGGUAAUGACUACCUCAACCUUCGUGGAAGUAAUGUGGCCUCUGGAAUUGGAAAUAAGGGGAACCCUCUAGUGGGUAUUCUCGGGCAGGAGCCACCAGAUGAUAGCGCGGGGAAAUACGCAGCUGCUGCGACGCCUUUUGAUCGAAACACUUUCGUCCAGUAUUCUCCUCCUUAUCAAAUGUUUAUCGACGAGUACAGCUGGUUCUUUAGCCCGAUGACUGUGCACUUCCACAACGCGGUCCUGUCCGUUUUCCGUCACUUCUUCAACAAGUUCGUGGCACACGUAAUAGCGGCUCACCCAGCGGCUGCCGAUAACGAACGAAACGCGUUGCUAGAUUCAUCAACCUCAGAGGUUCCGAGACUGCCGAACGCAGCUGCUUCCAAUGCAGCCGCCGUGAUGCUCGAGGAACAAUUUUUUGCAGGGAAAGCAGGCUGGAGCUUAUGGGGGCUGUUUGGGCGCGGCAAGGACGCGCUUGUUUCCAGCACUGCGGGAGCCCUUGAGUUGGAGAAACAAGUGGGAGAUGAAUCAAAUGAACAUCUUCACGGAAAACAAGACGAGGCAAAUUUUGCUGACGAGGAACUAUCGAGACGGAAAUCGAUGAAGCCGGAGAGCGCUGACCUUGUAGCUAGCGACCAUGAUGCGAAAACGAUUGAAAAGCUUUGGUAUGGUCUCUUCUGGCGAUCUCAAAUAUACCGGCGCGCAGUAGGAGAAAGCGAGGACCUGGCUGCAGACAUGAAGGAAGGCCGCGAUUGGUUUUUUCGUCUCUUCCAUGCAGUUUUCGCGUUGCCUCGAUUGUUCGAUCC